Lucilia sericata (common green bottle fly) is the source of this 1659-nucleotide messenger RNA. RefSeq names its product protein yellow-like. NCBI's taxonomy places the organism in Eukaryota, Metazoa, Arthropoda, Insecta, Diptera, Calliphoridae. Gene Ontology annotation, cellular component: extracellular region. The record is from RefSeq and is a predicted model, not a curated record.
CUUAAACUUGUCGCAUCAUUCAUUCUUAAAUAGUUUUUUAAACAGUGAAGACGUGCGUCUUGACAAAUCGUUCGAUUGUUUUGAGAUUCGUUGUAACGGGUUUCUAUUUUAUAAAAUAUUUUCGCAAAACAAGUUUACUACCUAAAAAAAAAGUAAUAAAUUAAUAAAUUUUGCCCAAAAGAAAGAUCAUGAAACUUUUCUAUAUCUCUUUGAGCUUAUUAAUAGCUUUAAGCUGCAUGCCAUGUGCAAAAUCCAUGAAGAUAAAGAUUAAGCCUUCUUAUGGUUUUCAACCAGUACCCAGACAGAAUAAUGCCGAAGUACCCUAUCAAUGGAAUGUACUAGACUAUAGUUUUCCCAGCAAUCAGGCCAAACAAGAAGCUGAGUCUAGUGGAAAUCUAAUACCCAGUAAUGCUAUACCCAUAGAUGUACAACCACAUUAUCAUAAUAAAAAUCUUUUGAGAACCUUUGUUACCAUACCUAAAUUUCAAGAUGGCAUUCCUUACACAUUAGCCACAGUUUCGGAUAAGAAGGGACCUAAUGGUCCUUUAUUGGAACCGUAUCCUAAUUAUGAAUCUCAUAAUAAUAGAAUGGGAAAAAACUGUGAUGCUAUUACAUCCGCUUUUCGUGUGGCGGUCACCGAAUGCAAUCAAAUGUGGGUAAUUGAUUCGGGUAUGGUUGGUGCCGAUGUUCAAUGUGCUCCACAGUUACUAUUAUUCGAUUUAAAUACCGAUCAGCUGAUACAUCGUUAUCGUUUCAACUCUAGUCUCUAUAUAUCCGGAGCCUCAUUGUUUGUUACCCCCAUAGUGGAUGUAAAAGAUCCUCCACCAAGAGGUAGUUGCAGACGUGCCAUGGUCUAUGUAGCCGAUGUCAAUUAUCAUGGUUUAGUAGUCUAUGAUUAUAUGCAAAAUACCGCCUGGCGUAUUGAGAAUAUGUUUAUGUAUCCCGAUCCAAAUUAUGGUUAUCAUACGGUCGCUGGUGAAAGUUUCGUUUUAAUGGAUGGUAUUAUUGGCAUGGCAGCCGAUAAACAAAAUUUAUAUUUCCAUCCCAUGGCUAGUGUAACAGAGUAUGCUAUACCUUUAAGAAUUUUGGAUAAUGGUACUCUAUUCGAACACGAUAUGGAAAAUAUGCAUGAGACAUUCAGACCUUUGGGUAAACGCAGUAGUGAAUGCGUUGCCUCGGCUGUGGAUAGCAAUGGGAAUAUGUAUUGUGUCAUUAAUCCCAUCGAGUUGAUAGUGUGGAAUGUUAAUACUCCCUAUGAUAGUAUUAAUAUAAAAAAGUUACCCAUUAGUUCGGAAGAAUUGCAAUUUGUUAGUGGCAUGAAAGUGGUGAGAAAUCAUCAGGGUAAUGAAGAAUUAUGGAUGUUGUCUAAUAGAUUCCAGAAAAUGGCUGCUGGCACCCAAAAUUUUAAUGAAGUUAAUUUCCGCAUUGUAGUUCUGCCUCUGGUGGUUGUUAACCCCCUUACACCCAAUCAGGAUUUACACAAUAAACUCGUUUUCAAAAGUUGAGCCUUAUUUAUAAUUUCAUAAGUUCAUUUUAAUUCUAGUAUAAGUUAUAAAUUUCAAGAAUUUUAUAUAAACUAAACUGCAUCUGAAUGUUGUUAGUAGUACUUUCGUAUAUUUAUUGUAGUUACUUAGCAAAAUAAAUAUUUAAAUUGUAAAA